ACUCCAUUACUUCCACUCUGAUCACUGAAGUUUCUCCAGCCGAGCUCACGGUCCAUCCGGGGUCAUGUCGUGGUUUCAGCGAAUCGCUCUGGGCCUCCUGCUGCUCCACCUGGCUGCUGCGCAUGCAGUCUUCUUGGAGGAGGAGGCAGCCAAUCAGGUGCUGAAGCGGCGGAGGCGGGCCAACAGUAUCUUUGAGGAGUGGAAACAAGGGAACAUGGAGAGGGAGUGCAGGGAGGAGACCUGCAGCUGGGAGGAGGCGCGAGAGAUCUUUGAGGACAAGGAAAAAACUGAUGAAUUCUGGGCCAUAUAUGUAGAUGAGGAUUCGUGCCAGUCACAGCCGUGUUUAUACGGAGGACUUUGCAAAGACGGCAUCGGCAGCUACACGUGCUUCUGUCAGGCCGGGUACCAGGGCUUCAACUGUGAAAUUGUGAUUCCUGAGCUCUGUGAAAACAAAAACGGAGGUUGUCAACAUUUCUGCAACGUCAACAGAGGAGAUGUUGAGUGUUCCUGCGCUGACGGAUAUUUCUUGGAAUCGGAUGGCAAAUCCUGCAACUCCAACGAAACAUUCAAAUGUGGCGCCAUCAUCACGGAAGUCAUCAGGAGUGUAUUCAUUUAUGAGCGGAAGAACGAGACUGUCAGGAACGCUACUGAGUCAGAUCUGAAUGGUUUCAACAACAGCUCCAAUGACCUGCUAAACAGGUCCUCUUCAGCCUCUCCAAUCGACAGCAUUGUGAAGGUAGAGGAGACCGUCCAGGAGGAGCGGAUAAUCCCACAAAGGUCCAGUAUGACUCGAAUCGUUGGCGGAGAGAACUGUCCACCUGGAGAAUGUCCGUGGCAGGCUCUCCUCAUGAAUGAAGAAGACCGAGGGUUCUGCGGAGGAACCAUCCUCAAUGAAUACAUCAUCCUGACCGCCGCCCACUGCAUGAACCAAUCACGCUACAUCUACAUCAAGCUUGGCGAGUUUGACGUGUUUGAGGAUGAUGGUAAUGAAGCUGUCCACAUGGUGGAAACGAUCGUCACCCACAGAGGUUUCAAUCCGAACACCUACCACAACGACAUCGCACUCAUCAAAGUGGCCACACCCAUCAAGUUCACCCGGUACAUCCUGCCCGCCUGCUUACCUGAGGCAGACUUUGCAGAAAAGGUCCUGAUGAAGGAGCCUAACGGGUUGGUUAGCGGUUUCGGCCGAAUCGGUGAGGGUCAGCAAACGUCCCCCACCUUGAAGCGCCUCGCUGUCCCCUACAUAGAUCGGCACAUCUGCAUCGAAUCCACUCCACUGCGAAUCUCUCAGCGCAUGUUCUGUGCUGGCUAUGACACAGAAGCCAAGGACGCCUGCCAAGGCGACAGCGGCGGGCCACAUGUCACACGCUACGGCAGCACGUUUUUCGUCACCGGUGUUGUGAGCUGGGGCGAAGGCUGCGCACGAAGGGGCAAAUUCGGAGUCUACACCCAAGUGUCCAAAUACAUCCGCUGGAUCCGUGAGGGCACCGAAAAACUGAUGCCACAAGACACGGGCAGGAACCGGUUGAAGAGGCACACCGGGCCGAUCAAGAGGCUAACGCUAUAAAAUCACAAAGCUGCUCACUGAGCUCCACACGCCGAGCUUUGGUGUAAUCCCUGAUUCAGUCCUUCAGAAACUAUAAUUCACAUUUUAGGUUAGAAGUACUUCAUGCUAACUGCCAAUGUCUUCAACCCCUCUGGGGUUCCCCAGGGUUCUGUUGUUUUUCUGUUUGUGCUCUCAAAUAUUUUGAAGAUAUUUUAAUCAGUUUUGUCUAUUUUCAUCAGUAAGAAAUGUGCUUUUUCUGCCCCAUUAAAAAAAAUAAAGAAACUCUUUGAACCAGG
This is a messenger RNA of Cheilinus undulatus (humphead wrasse), 1842 nucleotides long. Its product is annotated as coagulation factor X-like. Gene Ontology annotation, molecular function: serine-type endopeptidase activity; calcium ion binding. Lineage: Eukaryota; Metazoa; Chordata; Actinopteri; Labriformes; Labridae. Gene Ontology annotation, biological process: proteolysis; blood coagulation. The record is from RefSeq and is a predicted model, not a curated record. The coding region runs from base 65 to 1567 and encodes 500 amino acids. The transcript is spliced from 9 exons. Gene Ontology annotation, cellular component: extracellular region.